AUGGCGUUCAAAUUCGUUCUCCUGGCCACUUUGGUCGCUGCUGCCAGCGCUGGUCUGCUUCCGGCUGCUCACCAUGGCAUUGCCACGUCGCACUCCACCAUCCAGCAUCAUGCUGCCCCCUCCGUCCACCACGUCGGAGCCAUCCACGCCGCCCCGGCUGUGUACCAUCAUCAACCCACCAUCGUCAAGACCAUCGCUCAGCCCACGAUCCUGAAGUCCUAUGGACAUCAUGAUGACCACUACGACCACCAUGCUCCGGCCAACUACGAGUUCUCGUACUCCGUCCAUGACGAGCACACCGGAGACAUCAAGAGCCAGCACGAGACGCGCCACGGAGAUGAGGUCCAUGGCCAGUACUCGCUGUUGGACUCCGACGGCCACCACCGCGUCGUCGACUACCACGCCGACCACCACUCCGGAUUCAACGCCGUCGUCCGUCGUGAACCCACUGGAGUGAAGAUCGCCCAGCCAGUGCACAAGGUGAUCGCUCAGCCCGUCCAUGUCUCCAGCUACGCCCAUGCUCCGGUAGCUCACGCCACCAUCCAGCAUCAUCAUGCUGCCCCGAUCGCCCACCAUGUUGCCCCGAUCGCCCACCAUGUUGCCCCGAUCGCACAUCAUGCCGCUCCGAUCGCGCACUCUUCCUCCACUACAAAAAUGGCGUUCAAAUUCGUUCUCCUUGCCACUUUGGUCGCUGCUGCCAGCGCUGGUCUGCUUCCGGCUGCUCACCAUGGCAUUGCCACGUCGCACUCCACCAUCCAACAUCAUGCUGCCCCCGCCGUCCACCACGUCGGAGCCAUCCACGCCGCCCCGGCUGUGUACCAUCACCAGCCCACCAUCGUCAAGACCAUCGCUCAGCCCACGAUCCUGAAGUCCUAUGGACAUCAUGAUGACCACUACGAGCACCAUGCUCCGGCCAACUACGAGUUCUCGUACUCCGUCCAUGACGAGCACACCGGAGACAUCAAGAGCCAGCACGAGACGCGCCACGGAGAUGAGGUCCAUGGCCAGUACUCGCUGUUGGACUCCGACGGCCACCACCGCGUCGUCGACUACCACGCCGACCACCACUCCGGAUUCAACGCCGUCGUCCGUCGUGAACCCACUGGAGUGAAGAUCGCCCAGCCAGUGCACAAGGUGAUCGCUCAGCCCGUCCAUGUCUCCAGCUACGCCUAUGCUCCGGUAGCUCACGCCACCAUCCAGCAUCAUCAUGCUGCCCCGAUCGCCCACCAUGUUGCCCCUAUCGCCCACCAUGUUGCCCCGAUCGCCCACCAUGUUGCUCCGAUCGCCCACCAUGUUGCUCCGAUCGCACAUCAUGCCGCUCCAAUCGCGCACUCUUCCUCCAGCAUCGUCCAUGGAGCCAGCCACCUUAGUCAUCAUCAUUACUAA
Messenger RNA from Anopheles coustani, 1386 nucleotides. Its product is annotated as histidine-rich protein PFHRP-II-like. The transcript has 4 exons. The coding region runs from base 1 to 1386 and encodes 461 amino acids. NCBI's taxonomy places the organism in Eukaryota, Metazoa, Arthropoda, Insecta, Diptera, Culicidae. The record is from RefSeq and is a predicted model, not a curated record. Gene Ontology annotation, cellular component: extracellular matrix.